Lachancea fermentati is the source of this 852-nucleotide messenger RNA. The record is from the annotation of a GenBank genome assembly. NCBI's taxonomy places the organism in Eukaryota, Fungi, Ascomycota, Saccharomycetes, Saccharomycetales, Saccharomycetaceae.
AUGCCAGAAACUAUAGCCACCUCCCUAAAGACGCCGCAACAACCUCCCAAACUUCCAGAGAACGUCAUGGACAUGUUCUCGCUCAAGGGGAAAGUCGCGUCUGUGUCUGGUGCAUCGUCUGGUAUUGGCUAUGAGGUCGCCAUCGCAUUUGCUCAAGCGGGUGCAGACGUCGCGAUGUGGUACAACUCGAACCCUGCCAUUACCGAGGAGGUAGAUGAGCUGUCGAAGAAGUACGGUGUGAAGAUAAGGGCGUACCAAUGCGCAGUUACAGACUCUAAGCAGGUAGCAGCAACAAUUGAUCAAAUUCUCAAGGACUUUGGUGGACAUAUCGACAUAAUGGUGGCCAACGCUGGUGUGGCAUGGACCGAGGGCCCAAUGCUAGAAUUUUCAGAGCGCGACGAGGAUGCGUGCGACAAGGCGUGGGAAAAGGUAGUUGAGGUCGACAUGAAUGGUAUCUAUCGCGUGGCCAAGCACAUCGGCAAAGUAUUCAAGAAACAAGGUCACGGGUCCAUGGUAAUUACCGCGUCCAUGUCCGCUCAUAUCGUCAAUGUUCCCCAGCUGCAAGCUGUUUACAACGCGGCUAAGGCUGGUGUACUACAUAUGUCCAAGUCGCUUGCCAUCGAAUGGGCUGGAUUCGCUCGUGUAAAUUCGGUGUCUCCAGGCUACGUUGCCACUGAGCUUUCCAACUUUGCUGAGAAGGAUCAGAAGGACAAAUGGCAUGCCUUGACUCCAAUGGGUCGUGAGGCCUUGCCCAGAGAAAUGGUGGGCGCAUACCUGUAUUUAGCAUCCGAUGCCUCUACAUACACUACUGGUAGUGAUAUCAUUGUUGAUGGAGGCUACUGUUGCAUGUAA